This is a messenger RNA of Nylanderia fulva, 1602 nucleotides long. RefSeq names its product GPN-loop GTPase 2. Lineage: Eukaryota; Metazoa; Arthropoda; Insecta; Hymenoptera; Formicidae. The record is from RefSeq and is a predicted model, not a curated record. Gene Ontology annotation, molecular function: GTPase activity. Gene Ontology annotation, cellular component: cytoplasm.
UCAAUUAUGUUACUCUCAUCGUGUUGAUGACAUCGAAUUAUUGAAUGAUGAUGAUGACAACCCACAUGUCUAUAGUCAGAUAAGAGUAUCCACAAGUUUGUUUCUGUUGCAGCUGAACUGACGUUUCAGCUACUAUUACUUAUUAUUAUUAUUAUUAUACAUUCAUGCCGAUUCAUGUGUAAAAAAUAUGACUGAAUAUUCCUGCGGUAUUGUUACAAAUGACCAUCACACUGAUAUCGUUUUAAGACCAUAUAGCAAUCGGACGCUGUUGAUUGUAACGCAUUUCAAAAAAUUCGGCACUUUAUUGAUGAUAAAUCGUGAGUCCUCUGUGAAUGGUUACGCAAGUGAUGUAUUCACAAUAAAGACACUCUUUGGUAGUGACAACAAUGACGUUCAUGUAGCUGCCAGAUAUAUAGCGCAAGAACUUAACAUUGAGAAACCUUUAUUGCUAUCGAUAGCCUUGAAAGAUUAUAACGUGAAUACUUUAAAAUCUAUUGUUGCUGCUGUAAAUCAGAUAAAACCGUGGUAAUAUAAUAUUUACCGCAUCACUAUGAGCUUAAUUUUUGGACAGCUGGUUAUCGGUCCACCCGGUAGUGGAAAAACAACAUAUUGUAAUGCAAUGUCUAAAUUUCUCGAGUCCCUUGGAAGAAAAGUAGCUGUUAUUAACAUUGAUCCAGCAAAUGAAAACAUGGAAUAUAAUCCGGCAAUAGAUAUAUCUGAAUUAAUUAAACACGAAGAUGUUAUGACGGACUGUGGACUUGGGCCAAAUGGUGCUUUAGUACAUUGCAUGGAAUUUUUAGAAAUCAAUGUGCAGUGGCUUAUCACAAAAGUUUUGAAUUUAAAGGAUCACUAUCUCAUUUUUGAUUGCCCGGGUCAAGUUGAAUUGUAUACACAUCAUAAAUCAGUGAGUCGGAUAACAGAGAAAUUGAGUGAGAAUUUAAUAAGAUUGUGCAGCGUGCAUCUUAUAGAUUCACAUCAUUGUAGCGAUCCUGGAAAAUAUUUAUCCUCUCUGAUUCUUUGCACAACAGUGAUGUUACAAGUAGGUUUACCUCAUGUAAAUAUUAUGACAAAAUUUGAUGAAGUGAAGAAGUUUAAAGAUUGCCUAGCGUUCAAUAUAGAUUUUUACACAGAAGUACUGGAUUUGAAUUAUCUCUUAGAACAAUUGGAUGAAGAUGUUUUUAUUGGAAAGCACAAGAAACUUAAUAAAGCGCUAAUAUCGAUAAUCGAGGGCUAUAGUCUUGUCAGUUUUAUACCAUUAGAUGUUUCUAAUAAAGCAUUGUUGUUAGAAGUGAAAAAAGCGGUGGAUAAAGCCAGCGGAUAUGUUUUCGGUGGUAAUGAGCCACAAGACGUUCAAACAUUACUCGCAUGUGCGGUAGGAGCUGUCAGUGAAAACGAAAAAAUGUCAACAAUGGAUGAAUAUUUAUGAGCUCUUCAGUAUAACUCUGGUACAUCAAAAUUACAUCAAGUAACUCUUAUGAUAAAAUUUGAUUUAAAAAAUGAUCGAGUUCAGAGAUUGCCUAGCACUCAAUAUACAUUUUUAUACAAAAUUAUAAGUAUUAUCUAUUAGAACAAUUGAAUAAAGAUCUCUUUAUAUUACACAAA